AUGCCAUCCCCGGCGCCGGCCACUCAAAAUCCACAGACUUUCCAAGGCAAAAAAUCCCAUUUCCCUACUCCGAUCACCCUCUUCUUUCUUUCCUGCGACCGAGGGGAUCGUCGAUCGAUGGCAACAAUGGGCGUGGGCGGAGCGGUGAAGAUGAUCGUCGGGGCGAAGGUGGAGCGGGUGCUGGCCACGUCCAAGGCGCCCGGCGCUUGCCCGUCCUGUGGCGGCCCCGUGGUGGCGACCGACGUGGAGAGCGAGCGGCGCAUCCUGUGCCUCCCGCUGUGCCUCAAGAACAAGCGCAAGUACUCCUGCACCAGGUGUUUCCGCCGCCUCGUCACCAUCUACAGCUAG
Messenger RNA from Triticum turgidum subsp. durum (durum wheat), 348 nucleotides. NCBI's taxonomy places the organism in Eukaryota, Viridiplantae, Streptophyta, Magnoliopsida, Poales, Poaceae. The record is from the annotation of a GenBank genome assembly.